AUGAAAAGGCGGGAAACUGUAAAACCUGGCAACCCGGAACAUGCUCCCCUGCUCUCCAUGUCUCGUCUCAUUUACUUCGCGGGCAGUAUCCGCGGCGGCAGAGACGAUGUGCACUUGUAUCAGAGCCUCGUACAGGAGCUGAGGACGUAUGGGACAGUCCUGACCGAGCACGUGGGGGACCAGGGCCUCAGUGUCCAAGGUGAAGUCUCUGAAACUGGCGACAAAGAAAUUCAUGACAGAGACCUGGACUGGCUCCAGCAGAGUCAUGUGGUCGUGGCUGAGGUUACGGUCCCCUCUAUGGGUGUGGGAUAUGAACUCGGUCGAGCUGUGGUCAUGGACAAACCGGUGUUGUGCCUCUUCAGACCCGACUGCGGCCGGCGACUCUCAGCGAUGAUUCGAGGAGCCAAAGGUCCCAGGUUCACAGUUAUGGACUACAGACCUGACCAGAUCAAGACCAUCCUGGACCAGUUCUUCAGCCAAACCCAGAUCCAGACAUGA
Messenger RNA from Knipowitschia caucasica, 498 nucleotides. The record is from the annotation of a GenBank genome assembly. NCBI's taxonomy places the organism in Eukaryota, Metazoa, Chordata, Actinopteri, Gobiiformes, Gobiidae.